AUGUUGGGUGGUUAUCACAGUUACCCCAAAGCACUCGACUCUGCUGCUGCAAUUGCAGUUGCAGACCAUUUUUUGAAACUAUAUCAGAUAACAGUACUGGAACAUCUUGUCCAAAAGUCAUUUGAGAGGCAGAAUAUAAAGUGGUCGCACCAGACGCGUGAAGUGAGAGAAAGCCAAAUUUUGGGAAUUAAUGCACCUAAUGGGCAUAACCUUUCUGUAGACACAGAGUAUGCAUCUCAAGCAGCUCUAUGGGGUAUAGAGGGUUUGCCAGACCUAGGUGAAAUUUAUCCUUUGGGAGGUUCUGCAGACAGGCUUGGUUUGGUUGAUCCGAAGACAGGUGAAUGCCUUCCUGCAGCAAUGCUGCCAUAUUGUGGAAGGACUUUGUUGGAAGGUCUUAUAAGAGAUCUUCAGGCUAGAGAGUUCUUGUACUUCAAGUUAUAUAAGAAACAAUGCAUCACACCCGUUGCAAUUAUGACGAGUUCUGCAAAGAACAACCAUAAACACGUCAGUUCUCUGUGUGAAAGACUUUCAUGGUUUGGGAGAGGUCGAUCAACUUUCCAACUUUUUGAGCAGCCUCUUGUUCCAGUUGUUGGUGCAGAAGAAGGUCAGUGGCUGGUCACCAAACCAUUCAGUCCCUUGAGCAAGCCUGGUGGUCAUGGUGUCAUAUGGAAACUUGCUCAUGACAAAGGCAUCUUCAAAUGGUUUUAUUCUCAAGGAAGAAAAGGUGCAACCCUGCGCCAAGUCAGUAACGUCGUGGCAGCUACAGAUUUAACCCUCCUAGCCUUAGCAGGGAUAGGUUUACGUCAAGGAAAGAAACUCGGAUUUGCAUCUUGUAAACGGACUUCAGGUGCCACAGAAGGAAUUAAUGUGCUGAUGGAGAAGAAAAGUCUUGAUGGUAACUGGGAAUAUGGGGUGUCUUGUAUUGAAUACACCGAGUUUGACAAAUAUGGAAUUACUACAGGACCUCUUGCUCCAGAAAGUUUGCAGGAAGAGUUCCCAGCCAAUACAAACAUCUUAUAUGUUGAUUUACCUUCUGCGGAGCUAGUUGGAUCAAGUAAGAGUGGAAAUAGUUUACCUGGAAUGGUGCUAAAUACUAGAAAGACAAUAGUUUACACAGAUCAGUUUGGUAGAUGUCAUAGCGUCUCUGGUGGUAGACUUGAGUGCACAAUGCAAAAUAUAGCUGACAAUUAUUUCAAUUCAUAUUCAUCUAGAUGUUAUAAUGAUGUGGAAGAUAAGCUAGAUACUUUUAUUGUAUAUAAUGAAAGAAGGAGGGUUACCUCCUCCGCUAAGAAAAAAAGAAGGCACGGAGACAAGUCUUUACACCAGACACCUGAUGGUGCUCUGUUGGAUAUCUUACGAAAUGCUCACGAUCUUCUUUCACAAUGUGAUAUAAGACUUCCUGAGGUUGAAGCUAAUGAGAACUAUGUGGAUUCAGGACCACCAUUUCUCAUCCUUCUGCAUCCUGCUCUUGGUCCUCUUUGGGAAGUCACUAAGCAAAAGUUUUAUGGUGGUUCCGUAUCAGAGGGCUCUGAGUUAAAAAUAGAGGUUGCAGAGUUUUUUUGGAGGAAUGUUCAGCUAAACGGAAGCUUGAUCAUAUUAGCUGAGAAUGUUUUGGGCUCAACGGAGAUUAAUGAGAGAGGUGAAUCCAUACUACAUUAUGGGCGAAGGUGUGGAAGAUGUAAAUUGCAAAACGUCAAGGUAUUUAACAAGGGAAUUGAUUGGAAUUGUUGUCAAAACAUAUACUGGAAACAUGAUGUGCAGCGUUCUGAGGUGCUGCAAAUCAUACUGCAUGGAAAUGCUGAAUUUGAGGCUUCUGAUGUUGUGUUACAGGGAAAUCAUGUGUUCGAAGUUCCAGAUGGCCACAGACUGAAAAUCGUGCCAGGAAGCUCAGGUUUAGCAAUCCAGUUAGAUCCAAUUAAUCAAGAUAUGAUGGAGAGUGGAAGCUGGUACUGGAAUUACAAGGUAGAAGGUUCUCACAUUCGGCUAGAUUUAAUAGAAUCAUAA
This is a messenger RNA of Sphenostylis stenocarpa, 2004 nucleotides long. The record is from the annotation of a GenBank genome assembly. NCBI's taxonomy places the organism in Eukaryota, Viridiplantae, Streptophyta, Magnoliopsida, Fabales, Fabaceae.